This is a messenger RNA of Pectinophora gossypiella (pink bollworm), 6296 nucleotides long. It is a transcript of the gene E2f1, whose product is annotated as transcription factor E2F2. Gene Ontology annotation, biological process: regulation of transcription by RNA polymerase II. The record is from RefSeq and is a predicted model, not a curated record. NCBI's taxonomy places the organism in Eukaryota, Metazoa, Arthropoda, Insecta, Lepidoptera, Gelechiidae. The coding region runs from base 544 to 2001 and encodes 485 amino acids. Gene Ontology annotation, molecular function: protein dimerization activity; DNA-binding transcription factor activity, RNA polymerase II-specific; RNA polymerase II cis-regulatory region sequence-specific DNA binding. The transcript has 11 exons. Gene Ontology annotation, cellular component: RNA polymerase II transcription regulator complex.
AAAGAUUGCGCGCGCCUGUUGCGCGGUUAUGGAACAAACGACGACGCUGCGCUCCUCAAAACCGGUCGUUCAACGAAAAUUUAAAAAUUCGUUAUAUUUUUUAUGGCUUCGUGAACGAGGGGACGUAGGGGAGGAAUUUAGAGAGUAGCGUCCGCUAGGGGUUGCUCGGCUGCUUCGCGCCUGCGCACGUAGUUCGCGCCACUGCUACGUCGCUUGCAAGCCAGAUGUUCUGAAAAGCUUCCUGUCGCCGUUUCAAUGCUCUGCGGUUUUAUCUAAUAAAUAGUUAUAAAAUGUGGACUAGGACUUUUUAAAAUGUUUUCUUUAAAAAGUGAAGAAUUCUGUGAAUAAUAUAAUAUGUGUUUUGUAUAAACUGUGUUUGUCUGAAAAUUAUCGAGCGUCUCGAUGUCCACGAGUUCACUCGAGACCAACCAACAAAGCGGCGGACAUUUUAUUUUGAGUACUCGAUAAUGUAGCGUUUGCGUCGAAAACAUUAAUGUCGUUUUAUGGUUACAAAUUGGAAUAUCGUUCGCUUACACCUUUCCGAUGCCGAGGGGGGUGAAGCGAGGGCCGGCGGAGAGCGAGGCGGUAGUGGUGCGCGCCGGGGCGUCUCCGUCGCAAACCACGCUGCUGGACGCCAGCCCGCAGCCCAUCACCUACCACCUGCUCGACCACGGCUAUGGCGCGACGCCGCAGCACCAGAUCCGCCGUGAGGCGCCCUCAGCGCCGCCGAAAACGUCAGAAGCGGUGAAAAGAAGACUGAACCUGAGCGAGAGCAGCUCAGGCAGCGGGCACCAGGGGCACGUGGUGCCAAUGAAGGCGGACUUCAAGACGCCCAAACAGAAGCGUGUCAAGGUGCUCACGCCCUACAGCCGACCGUCCAGUUCUAUGAAGAAGUAUUCAGAACGAUCCAGGUUUGACACAUCAUUAGGUUUACUUACAAAGAAAUUUGUUGCAUUAUUGAAAUCAUCCCCAAACGGCGUGCUCGACCUGAACAUAGCCGCAGAGCACCUCUCGGUACAAAAACGACGAAUUUACGACAUCACCAAUGUACUCGAGGGUAUAGGAAUAUUAGAGAAGAGGUCCAAAAACAAUAUACAAUGGAAGUGCGGGCUGGGCGGCGGCGGCGGCGACGAGAGCACGGCACGGAGGCUACGGCGCGAGGUGCGGGCGCUGGCGGCGCGGGAGGCGCGCGCGGCGCGGGCCGUGGCGGUGGCGGAGGCGGCGCUGUCGCGGCUGUCGGCGGAGCACGGCUCGCUGGCCUACAUCACCUACGGAGACCUGCGCUCCAUACGGGACUUCCGCAACCAGACCGUUAUUCCUAUCAAGGCGCCGCCGGACACCAGGCUUAGUGUACCCCAUCCUGACGAGAAAGGUUACAUGAUCCAUCUGAAGUCGAUGUCGGGAGAAAUAGAAGUUUACCUCUGUCCUAAAGAAAGACCUCUAACACCUACACCAUCAUCAAUAUUACCACCCGACCCACUACUAGAAGACAAUAAGGCCCUACUGGCGCCGCUCAUAGCGCAGCUACAGUCCUUGCCUUCUAGUUCCAUCGUUGCGGACUUCACCACGCCAGUGAAGCGGGAGGCUGAGGCGAAGAUGCUGGAGGUGUGCACGCCGUGCGUGACGGACCCGACCAUGCCGCUGGAGCCGCCGCUGCGGGCGCCCGCCCCCGCAGCCCCCGCCGCCCCCGAUGGCCCCUCCACCCCUGCGCCGGCCUCCGCCGGGCUACACACGCCGCAGCCCGCGCACACGCCCAAACACGAAACACCCGACAGUGGCACGGCGCGGGGCCGGCUGCGUAACGCGCUGAUAGCGGACAGCGACGACUUCGCGCCCAUCAUGGGCGGCGGCCGCUUCCAGCUGCAAACUGAGGACCAGGAGUCAGAAUCGUUGGAGUUGGAGCCGUUCCUAGCGCUGGAGCCGCCGAUGUCGGCCACCGACUACGGAUUCUGUCUCGACCACGACGAGGGAUUAGCCGAGCUGUUCGACUUCGAGUUCUAGCGAGAGCUCACGUGCUACUUACUUACUGGUCUGGUGUAAACGUCCGUUCUUCACUGUCCUUACAGCUGGCGAGCGCGGUAGAUGAAUUUUACUGUAGGAACAUACAAAAAAGGAUUUAUGGUGAGUCGCGUAAAACGCCUACUUGCUGGUUACAAAGUGCCAGGCAAACUUUGCGAGUAACUUUCAUAAUAACUCACUACUACUCGUAGUACCUUAUUUACAAAUUCAUUACACGCUGCUCGCCGGUGGUUUGACAAGUGGCUGGAAGUGUGAGUGUACGCAUGGUAGUGGUCUCGUUGAACUUAAUGUACGUUCCUUCCUCUUGUGUACAUUGGUAAUGUGUAAACUGCAGCUAAAGACCAUUCGUGCUCGUGAACUUAGUAAACGAAUUUGUGGGAGUGACUACUUAAUAGUGAACCAUUUCCACUGCACAGGUCAUUCAUUACACUAUUAAUUUUGGCUAAUAAGAUUGCCUUCAAGUCCAUGAUAACACAUUUUUUGUUAAGAUUAUGAGAAAAAUAGCUCAAAAAUUAUUACUACUUAAUAACGAAGAGUUUUUUAAGUGUUUUGUUUAUGAAAUUUAUCAAAGUUGUAAAGUUUUGGACACAUACAAAUGGAUGCUACCGGAAUACGUAUCGAACAAGAGAAAGGCUAAAUAAUUAGAUUGUUUUAUUCUAGCUCUCUCCUUAUGUAUCCAUAAAGCUUAACAGAGCUAAACUAAUAGUAGUAUUUGUAAGAUCACUCAAAACUUUAGCUAUUUAAUUUUGUGCAGUUUCAUAAUAUAUGUUACAAAAUUGUUUUCAUUGACUAUGUAUGUUUGUAAAUCAGAAAGCAUGUUCUGAUUUAUGAGAAGUUGCUGGCAAUAUGGCUGGUUUGUAGUCACAUUUUUGUAAAAUUAUCUUAUCAUAUUACCUCUGGUAAUCCAAUUUUAUACAACAAAGCAUGAUGUAUAUAAACAUUACAUUUACAAAAUAUGUAACACUUACGGUUGACAACGAAAGUAACCGCACGCUAGGCUUAUUAAUAUUGAUAUUAUAUUAUAUGGCUACUCUCGUUGUCAUCUGUACAAUGAGUAUGAAAACUAGGUCAUUUUGUAUAUCAUUUCAACAAAAUCGUUAUGAUUGACACGAUUAUUGACUGACCACUACCAAUAUCAAGACGUAGACGAAAUGAACGAAACGCUUACUAUCAAAAUGUUCCUCAGAGAUCGUAGAUUUUACGCCAUUUCUAUAAACUUGAUAGAAAUAUGGAAUUUUGACAGAUGAAAGCACAUUGUGUGCAUCGAUUGCCGUGUGAGAAGGUGUAAUAACACAAUCGGAAAGCAAUCUAAAGUUAACUUUGUAUUUAUUAGGUGUAUGUAAAGAGACCAAACUAUAUUUCAGAUGACACAUUUUCGUCAAAACAUACUGUAAGGUGAAUCUGUCCGAAUUCCAUACAAUUUAUUGGGUUAAGUGUAUUAGAAUUGUGCAGUUACAUUGGCAUACGAGAUAGGAAAGUAAAUUUCUCUUGUAUAAUUAGUAAAGUACAUCAUUUAUGAAAUAAAUAAUUGGCAAUAAAACGCCGGGUCACGUAUGCCGAUGUAACUGCGCCGUAUGUUAGCGUGGAGCGGCGUACGUAUGCGGCGUCGGCGCGCGCCCUGUACAUAGUCUCGCUCAAAUCACUGGCCGCGCCGGCGCCGCCUGUACAUAUUACGACGUAAUGAACGGUGAUAUCUUAGCGGCCUUCGAUUUUUACUUGUAAAGCUAGCUCUAGUGUUCCAUUGUCAUACAUUGAUGCCACUGCGGAGGGCUCUCGUUUGCAUUGCACACUCCCGUUGUGAAACGAUCGUUUGCCAAAUAUUUAGUUGAUUUUGUCAUCUUAUUUAAGUUUCAUUAUGGGUUUGUUUAGUUGUCAUUGUAAAUAGCUUCCGGCAGGGCGGACGCGCGGCGAACCACGUUUUAAUUUCGAUUUGAAUAAAGUACAAAUUGCAAAACCGCAGGGAACCGUCUCUAACGUAAUGUAAGUACAUUACCUCACGUUCGCGCGUCUCCGCCCUGCGUCUCGUAUAAUGUACAGCACAAAUGUCAUUGUAAAAACCUAUUAAUAAGUGCAUAUCAAGAUAAUUUUAAUGUUAGACGUAACUCGGAGGCGUGAGGGAGCGGGUAGGCUGGGGCAUGGCGGCGGGACCGCCGCCGGGCGCUCGGGCGGAACCUGGUUGCAAUAACUAGAGGGUGUACAUUCAAUAUAGCUAAAUGAAAACGAGGAUUUUCUUUUUGGGAGGUUAUUAAUGAAAAAUUAUGUAGAGUCUGUAAACAUGACAACUUUAAUGAAUACACUCGCUUGAAACCUCUUACUAUUUUAUUUUGCGACAAUGUCCCGCCAGACUUCCCGCAUUAGUAUUAAUAACUAAAUUUUUUUAUUUAUAAAUUUAAUUGCGUUUUUAUAAUGUCCCGUGAUCACCUGUAGAAUGCUACACUUACAAAUGAAGUUAAAUCUGUAUGAAAUGAACUUGUAGGCACUAUCGUUAAUGAUUAAGUUUUAUUUUUGGGUUUGAAUAUAAUUUUAAUUUUCGUUUAGUUCUUAUCUUAUGCAAGUGAAGCUAAAUUUGUUAUAGAUAUAAUUAUUUCUAUUACCGAUGCAGAUGCCAGGCUAACGAUACUAAUAAGUAGUUCAAUUUACCUAAAGUUGGAAUUUGAUACUAAUUCACCUAGUUGUGAACGAAACCUUUGUACAACAGUUACCGUCAAAACGUAGAUUGCUAGUCGCCUUAUUACUUUAACCGACUUGACUUUAAAUUUAUUGCUGUAUAUCUCAAGCAGGUUAAUAUGAGAUUUUUUUUUCAUGAAAUAGUUUGUGACACAAAUUCUGGGGCCAAACGUACGAGAAAAAGGAAGUACAAAUUUAAAAAGAUUUUCUCGUAAUUUAGUUUAAGGUUUUUACUUCCAUUGUUAACAUCGAUCGAUACUUUGAAAUUAUUUGGAUGUUACGCGACUACUCUUCUGUUAGUUUUUAACAUUGGAUAUUUGUAAAUGAUCUUUUCCGACCGCAGAACAAUCUGUUAUGGUUUUCUGGCUUUGUGAAGGUUUCAUGUACAUUUUUAUACCGUUUUUACACAACUUUCCACGCAAUACAGUUGUCAUAUAAAAUAACUAGGUAACAAAUAUGUGAGUCCAUUCGCUUAGUGAAGAUACGCUUUGUAUAAUAAGGUGAACGUCUAUUAUUGCUAAUAAGCUGUGACUGUCCGUGCGUUCGUUUCCGUGUACAUAACGGAACGAACUUUACAGGAUAAGUGAAUGCCAUUAUUACGAUACAAAAACGGGCGUCGCAAGUUGCUCCUUUACACACGACGACAGCGUUUAAAGACUCGAGUGGUUGCGACGCCCAUUUUUGGAUUCAGCAACCAUUACAACGAUUUAGUCCGUACAGAGAUAAUGCGUCGGUAUCGGCGGUCCACAGGGUCCUAAUGUAGAAUCUCGAUCCAGACAAUAUAGUACCUAAUUUGUAGAGCCGUUUUGGUCGUUCGCAUGUUAAUGUUUGAUUGUAAAUAUAUUUUUGUUAAGGCGACGUUACAUGUAGAGAUUUGACAAAAGUCCAGUUCAUUAUAAGAUUCCAAGCACACUACAGGUGUCGCCCAUUCUAAUACAAAUCAUAGUCCAUAUAGCAAAUGUAAACAAAAUAUAAGUUCGUCGCUACACACCGUUGCAAUAGUUACUAUGCUGUUAGUGCUAUUCAUUAUAAUAAAUGUCGUCAUUUUAAACAAUCUCUAACGUAGCGUCUCCUCUAGUUGCACAAAUUGUUUCUGCUUGAUACGGUAUGUCAGAGGCGGGAUAUCAAGUGUUGUUUAAAUUCUUCCCUAUAUUUUUAACUGUCGGACUUUAUUUCGUUUAUCGAUUGAUGUUAUGUACUUAUGUUUGUCGUAAACAAUAUGCGAAAGCUUUUUAUAGGCUAAUGCAAACUUUGUCAAUGAACGGGUUGUAUCUAAAUACAUUUUAAGUUUGAUCUUUGAGACAGGAUAAGUAGUGCUAAAAAUUAAUCAAAAGACUUUUUGACGGCAUGUUUUUGUGUAACUUUUUCUGAUUUUAUAAAUGUGAAAAUAGAAGGUGCAAUGUUAUAUAUUUAUGGAGAGUGGUUGGUAUCGCGGCGCGAGGGCCGCGCGACGCGCUGCGCCUGGGCGGUUCAUACGUGUUGGUUGGAAGACUGAGGUUGAUUAUUCCAGUUUCGACGAACGUGCGAGUUAUUUGUUGAUUGAAUUUAAAUAUAAAGUCAUAUAUAUAGUUAGGUUAUAUUUUUUAAUAAAUAUAAUAUUGAGAUAUGUA